AUGGGAACGGACAGUGAGAAACCGCCGGCGGCGAAAACCAGCGCCGAAGAGAUAGGCACUAACACCGCCGGCAUGGAGGGCCUGCAGGAGCUCACCAAGUGGGAGAAAUUUUGUAUGCGCCAUGGAAUCAAUCCGAAUUUGAUCAUGUUGAAAAUUACGCUGUUUGUGAUGUAUGGAGCCACGUCGUCACUAUUGCCCUAUCUGACGAUCCACAUGCAGAGCACUGGCCUUACGGUGGAGGAAAUUGCAAUCAUCUACCUGGCGUUGCCCUUUACCACCUUUCUCAGUCCGCCGAUCACAGGCUUCCUGGUAGACAAGUUUGGUCGCUACAAGCCGGUUGUUAUUAUGAGUCUGCUGUUAAAUGCUUUAUUUCACCAUUCGUUGAUGUUGAUUCCACAGCAGGAAAUACCGGGCAAGCUGCCGGAAGCUUACGUGAUGAGGCACCCGGAGACAGGAAACGUGGAGGUUUGGUGGUCGCCUUGCCCGAGCCGUGAGUGUCCAGAAGAGGAGGAAAUUGAUAUUGUGGUUGAUCAGUGUCUGGAUCAUUGUUUGCUGCUGGAGCAGAAUCCCAAAAUCGAAGUAGUACCACCGCCAACCUUCGCUCCCAUACUGCCGCCGGUUGACGUGGGCGAUAAGGAUGAUCUGGCAUUGGUUAUCAACAAGAAAAUCAGCCGGAAGAACAAAACGGCCGACGUACUUAGUAGUUCAACUAUCAGUCCAAGCACCACGGAACCGUAUCUCGAUAGACAAAUAUUGAUACAUGAGCCCGACUCGGACGAAAGCGAGGAAAGCUGGGUCAUUGCGGGAAGCGGUGAUUCAGCGUUCUUCGUUCUAGACAUGCAUCCCGAUCUGGGAGAACCGAUAGAGCAGCUCGGUAUGGAGAUUGAACACGAUGACAACGAGACGGUGACGGACUUCAAGACUCGAUUCGGUGUGAAGUUGCUCUGGAAGCAGGGAGUUAACGUAACAGCUUUGGAAGAGGAAGAUCUUCGCUGCGGCGGUUUAGUGCUUUCGUCGAACAUGACACUGAACAGUAAUCAGCGGCUCAGCGAGUUGGCAGCGGAUUGCAUGGUUCAGCGGUGUCACUUCCGCAAAAAUGGACCGGAAAUUUGUCCACCAGAUUUUAAGGAAAGCGAUGACAAGGUGUUUUGGAUUUACUUCGGCUUGCGCUUCUUAGCAACGACGAUGCUUUCCGCUGGUGUAACCAUUAUGGAUCCAAUAGCGCUUACGAUGAUUGAGAAAUACGGCGGAGACUUCGGGCGUGAACGUCUGUUUUCCAGCAUUGGAAUGGCCAUUUUUUCACCCAUUACUGGUUUCAUGAUCGAUUUCUUCUCUAAAGAUUUAGGCUAUACGGAUUACUCGGCAGCUUUCUACACCUAUGAUCUGUUGUUGAUCAUAUCUUCGAUAACUGUAUUCUUGAUGCCUUUGGGGGAGAAACUUCCUGCAGAUAAUGUGUUCAAAGAUUUGCUGAACUUACUCAAGCUAAAGCAUGUUAUAAUUUUCAUUUGGUUCCUGUUUCUGUUGGGAAAUUUCUGGGGCUUCAUCGAGAGUUUUCUGUUUCUGUAUUUGAAAGAGUUGGGAGCCCCCAACUAUCUGUUAGGAAUAACUAUCACUGUUGGAACAGUCAGCAGUAUUCCAUUUUUGUAUGGUGCAGGACGCAUUACCAAGAUAGUUGGACAUGUCAAUCUGAUUGUGAUUGCUUUUGUUGCACAUGCCUGUCGAUUGGUGGGAUAUUCUUUGAUUGAAAAUGCGUGGUGGUGCUUCCCAUUCGAAGCCAUGGAAGCUUUGUCCUGUCAUCUUAUGUGGGUUGCCGCUGCUACUUAUUGUGCAUUACUGGCACCAAAAAAUCUUCUUGCAACCUUGAUUGGAGUCCUUGGUAUGGCACAUUUCAGUUUGGGACGUGGUAGCGGAUCAUUUUUCGGUGGUUUUCUGAUCGGAGAGGUUGGCACCAGAGACGCUUUCCGUUAUAUGGGUCUUGUGGCGGUGGCUGGCGGUCUUGCUUACAAAUUCAUUCACGCAAUUUGGUUGAGAAAAUAUGAUAAUCCAGAUGCCGAUGAGGACGCUGCCGAAAACGGCGAAGCGGACAAACUAACUGACACCAAGGACAGCGACGAGCCGAAAACCAAAGACCAGGGAACGUCAAUGUCACAGGAACGUCUUUCCCUUAUGAUCAAGUACAAUCAAAUCGGUUCACUAACAUCACUGCCUCGAGGCUCUCGGGGGGACGUUAAUGACUCACUGUCGAGAAGACGCAGCAGCUAUAACAUCGAGUUCGUUCGAGUGCCUAAAGGUGGAGGAAGUGCUUCAAAGGUUGACCUACUGAAAUCAGCUCUGGAAAUUAACCACAAAGUAUCGCAACCGCAUCUCCGGAAAGAGGGCAAAGCUUCGGAUCAAUCGCUAAAUUCCAAACGGGCUGACAGUGCACCAAGAUUGAACCCCUCGAAGAAUAUUUCCCAGCCGGCGCUCGGUGCCGUGGUCGACGAGGUAAGCAUGAAAGCAGGCGCUCCGUUCGUACUAAGUCGACAUAGGAAAAAGCAUCAUCAAAGUGGUAUACUGGUUAUCAAGGUUACUAAUCAGGAUGGUGAAGUUGAUCUAAGGAACUUCCUGCGGGAAACGGAUCGCCGCGAUUCUAUUACCGAGGCGGAUCUGGACCAACUGAAAGCGGAGUUAUCGGCCCAGGCGCGUACUCAUGUGCUGAACGACAUUCCGGAGCGUCCAGUAGAUCCAAGCGACUUAGUCGGAUUCGGAUCACAGGCAACAGGCGCGGCUCCGCAGGCCAGUAUAACAAACAACGAGUCCAGCUCAAAUGAAACUUGA
Molecule: messenger RNA, 2817 nt
Organism: Sabethes cyaneus
Lineage: Eukaryota; Metazoa; Arthropoda; Insecta; Diptera; Culicidae
Exons: 13
Coding region: 1-2817 (938 amino acids)
Cellular component (GO): membrane
Source: RefSeq, a predicted model, not a curated record